Messenger RNA from Echinococcus granulosus, 1605 nucleotides. Its product is annotated as CWF19-like protein. Gene Ontology annotation, cellular component: post-mRNA release spliceosomal complex. The coding region runs from base 1 to 1605 and encodes 534 amino acids. Gene Ontology annotation, molecular function: RNA lariat debranching enzyme activator activity. NCBI's taxonomy places the organism in Eukaryota, Metazoa, Platyhelminthes, Cestoda, Cyclophyllidea, Taeniidae. The transcript has 11 exons. The record is from RefSeq and is a predicted model, not a curated record. Gene Ontology annotation, biological process: mRNA splicing, via spliceosome.
AUGAGCGAGGAAGAGUCUUGUAAAAUACUUAUUUGUGGUGAUGUUUGUGGACAGUUUAAGACUCUUUACACCAGAAUCAGAAGAGUGCUUGCUGCAGCUGGCUCCUUUGAGGCCUUAUUUUGCGUCGGUGACUUCUUCGGCGAAAAUGGGGAAGAAUUUGAAAAAAUAUGUGAGGAUCCUUCAACAAUUCCCAUCAUGACAUAUGUUUUAUGUCUUGCCACACCAACCGCUCUUCGAUUUAUAACCGACUUGAAUGGGUGUGAAUUGUGUCCGUCAAUAAAAUAUCUUGGCCAACAGGGAACGUACACAACAAUAUCUGGACUUCGGAUCGUUUACGUUAGCGUUAGUCCAAAUGUUGAAGCAGAUUCAGACACGUGGGUCACCGAAUUUCCGUCACUUGAAGCAGACCCCUCCUUCAGUGGAGUCGACUUGUUGCUCACAUGUCAAUGGCCUGCAUACAUCGUCCCCUCAAACGACCCGCUUUCUUCCAAAGUGGCUGAUCAAACCUCCCUGUGUGUCGCCCAUAUUGCGAAGUCUGUUAAACCACGGUACCACUUUGUUGCCACAAAUGGUGUGUUUUAUGAGCGCAAGCCAUACAGAAAUCAUCGAGUUCUUCAGGAAAAGGAGAAACUCGUCACUCGAUUCAUUGCUUUGGCUAAGGUUGGCAACAAGGGGAAUGCAAAGUAUUUGUAUGCCCUAAAAGUCAAGCCGGUGGAUAAAAUGUCUCAAAUCGAACUUUGCGCACAGCCCCCAGAUGUGACAGACAAUCCGUAUUUUGAUACCCUUGAAAGGACUACGGUAGCAAAACCCAAGGAGACGGAGGUCCAAACCGAGCAGUAUUUCUACGCCACAAGCAAAAAGCGGGCCGCUGAUGGCGAUAACGAUCGAAAACGCACAGAUUGGAAGCUGAAGAAGUAUGACAGUCCUCAUUUCACCGAAAACACCCCCAAAGUUCACGAUGCUUGUUGGUUCUGCCUGGGCAAUCCCCAAGUGGCAAAGCACCUCCUUGUUACCAUAGCAACACACGCCUACCUGGCCUUGCCGCGUGGGCCUCUAGUCAAGGACCACGUACUCAUUUUGACAGUGGGACACCAUCAGAGCUGGUUGACCUGCUCUGAGGUUGUGCAGGCCGACAUUGAGGCCUACAAAAGCAGUCUGCGGGCCAUGUUCAAGGAAGAGGGCAAGGUGAUGGUCACCUUUGAGCGCAACUACAAGACGCACCACUAUCAGCUUCAGGUGGUGCCAGUGCCAUUUGCUGUGGCAGGAGAAGUAAAGAAGGCCUUCCUCGAAAUGUCCGAGAGUCUGCCCAACUCACCCUGCAAGCUGGAGCAGCUGCCCAGGUCCUCAUCGAUUAGUGACUUCUGCAAGCCAGGCAUCCCCUACUUCUACGUUGAGCUUCCAACCGGUGAAAAGCUGUUUAACAAGAUCGAGAGGGACCGGGUCUCCUCGUCGGAUGUCAAUUUCGGCCGCGCCGUACUAGCCUCCGAGGCCAUUUUAAAUUGUCCGGAACGGGUGAACUGGCGGGAGUGUACGGAGAGCGAAGAGGUGGAGACUCAACUGGCUGCCGAAAUGCGCUCCAAAUUCGCCGCCUUCGAUUUUACCUGA